GUGGCAGGCGUGGAGAGGGCGUCACCAAUCUUUGGACCAAAUGGAAUGUCGAGGACGACUCACCUGGGAUCCAAGGAAUACACGCUAUCUGGGCUAUAGAUCAAGGAAGAUGAAGGAAUUUCUGCUGAAAAGCGCAAUUUCAUAGUUGUGCAAAAAGACAGCUGUUUUACUGCUCAACCAUGUACACGUCGGAGCGCAGGCGAAUGAGCCUGCGAUCAACGCACGAGAUCAAAAGGAAAGAUUCUCUCAGAGUUUCGGCUGGAAGUCUGUGGCAGGACCCGUUGGCAAUCGAACUCAGCAACUCGGGGAAAAACAAUGUAACUUCGCCUCGGAGUCGGACGAGGGCACUGGCGGUGGUUUACAUAGUGGUUGAACAUGCGUCGGUGCCCCAGUCAGAAGAGAAUUUGUCUCUCAAAUGUCUCCAAGAGGCUUGCGCGGACACACGUGCCGUGUUAAAAACUAUUCCUUUCGAGAGAAUUGCUCUGGGGACCACUGACGUUCUUGACAACUUCUACAACGCAGAUGUUGCGGUUGUGGAGAUGAGCGAUUCGUUUUGCCAACCCUCCCUCUUUUAUCACCUGGGCGUACGGGAGAGUUUUAAUAUGACAAACAACAUCAUUCUGUAUUGCAAUAAGCAGGAAGACGACCUGCAAGCCCUCAAGGAGCAGUGUGGGAGCUACACGUUCAUCCCGUACAUGGUGUCCCCCCAAGGGAAGGUGUUUGCCAGCGACGCCUCCACCAUCAAGGGCAUCCAGGAGCUGAUGCAGCCCAGCUUCCAGCUGGAGCCCCUGCUCACGCCACUGGUGGACAGGCUGGUGCACACCUUCGACAACGUCCACAUUCACUCCAGUGAGUACUUCCGGGAGUCUAUCCGCCGGGACAUCCGUCUGGCUCGGGAGCGCUUCACUGGGCCGGCUCUGAGCCAGGAGCUGGGCCGUAUCCAGAAGGGCCUGGACACCGUGGAGCUGCUCAGCCCAGACAUUGUCGUCAACCUGCUGCUCUCCUACCGGGACAUACAGGACUACGAUGCCAUAAUCAAACUGGUCGAGACCCUGAAUAUCCUGCCGACGUCUCGCGUGGCAGCCCAACAGAAUAUCCAGUUUCACUACAUAUUCGCACUCAACCGGAGGAACCACCCCGGUGACCGCGACAAGGCCCUGUCGGUCAUCCUGCCCAUCGUGCAGUCGGGGGGCCGCGUGGCCUCGGACGUGUACUGCCUGUGUGGCCGCAUCUACAAGGACACCUUCAUGAGCUCUGGCUUCAGCAACACACACAGCCGGGACCAGGCCUGCUUGUGGUAUGGGCGGGCGUUUGAGGCAGAGCCAACUCUCCAUUCGGGCAUCAACUGUGUGGUGCUGCUGCUGGCUGCAGGACACGACUACGACACCUCGCCCGAGCUGCGCAAAAUUGGUGUAACACUAAGCACUUUACUGGGGAGGAAGGGUAGUCUGGAGAAGAUGCAGAACUACUGGGAUGUGGGCUUCUACCUGGGGGCCAGCAUCCUCACCAACGAACACAAGAAGGUCAUCGAGGCCUCUGAGAAGCUGUAUCGCCUCAAGGCGCCCAUGUGGUUUGUGGCGUCUAUCAUGGAGACGUUCAUCAUGUACAAGCAGUUUGCCAAGCCGCCGGAGCUGCGGCACCCCAAGCAGGACACCGUGGACUUCUGGAUGGAGUUGAUGGUGCAGGCCUGCAAGCCCACUGUCUCCACUGCACGCUGCCCUGUGCUGAUUCUGGAGCCCAGUAAAGUGUUCCAGCCCACCAUCGUCAGCGUGAGCGAGGAGGACUCCAGUCGCACCGUGCAGAUACACCACGUCACACCCCUCACGAAAGGACUCCACAAGUGGACUUUCCCAGCUGCUGCAAUCAGGGGAGUGAGUGUUUCCAAGUUCGAUGAGAGGAGCUGCUUUCUCUAUGUCCUCUACAACUCCGACGACUUCCAGUUGUGCUUUCCCAGUGAAGCGCACUGCAAAGGGUUCUGUGAGCUGGUGAAUUCUCUGCUGCUGCAGGCUGAGGCCCCUGUGGAAGAGCCAGGACCACUAAGCGGAGGAGUUCUCGAGUACAUUUACGAGACGAGUGAAGAUGGGGAUAAGGUGGUGCUGGGCAAAGGGACGUACGGGGUUGUCUACGCCGGCAGGGACCUGAGCAACCAGGUGCGCAUCGCCAUCAAGGAGAUCCCGGAGAAGGACAGCACCUACUCCCAGCCCCUGCAUGAGGAGAUUGCCCUCCAUAAGCGGCUGAAGCACAGGAACAUCGUGCAGUACCUCGGCUCUGUCAGUGAGGAUGGCUUCAUCAAGAUCUUCAUGGAGGAGGUGCCUGGAGGAAGUUUGUCCUCCCUCCUGCGGGCAAAAUGGGGGCCACUGAAGGACAACGAGGCCACCGUAGUCUUCUACACCAAGCAGAUCCUGGAGGGACUCAAGUACCUCCACGACAACCAGAUAGUGCACAGAGACAUCAAGGGUGAUAAUGUCCUGAUAAACACCUACAGCGGUGUCCUCAAGAUCUCUGAUUUUGGGACUUCCAAGCGCCUCGCCGGAAUUAACCCCUGCACCGAAACAUUCACAGGAACUCUACAGUAUAUGGCUCCAGAGAUCAUAGACCAGGGCCCUCGCGGCUACGGCAAGCCGGCGGACAUCUGGUCUCUGGGCUGCACCAUCAUCGAGAUGGCCACAGGAAAGACCCCCUUCCAUGAGCUGGGGAGCCCACAGGCUGCCAUGUUCAAGGUGGGCAUGUUCAAGAUUCACCCGAAGGUACCAGAGUGCAUGUCUGAGGAGGCUAAGGACUUCAUCAUGAGCUGCUUCGAGCCGGACCCGGAUAACAGGGCGACGGCCUCUGAGCUGCUCAAGGACGUCUUCCUCAAGGCCAGCACGCGCAAGAGGACCGCCAAGCCAGAGCUCGUCCAGAGGGACACCACAGGCGACUACCAGCGCAGCAUGUCGGUGCCCGUCUCCAUCCAUGUGGAGGACGUGGACAGCGACUCGGUGGAUCUGUCCUGUUCCCUGGACCUUCGCCGCACCGUGCCUGCACUCAUGGUGAAUGACAUCGCCGAGAGUCCACCGAAUGGCAGCGGCUUCCUCCCUAUUCCGGAGGGUUCCACGGAGGGUAUGAGCAGCCCGGUGAGGUCUGAGGAGAACAUGGGUCUGUUCCUGCUGAGGAAGGACAGCGAGAGGAGAGCCACCUUACACAGAGUCCUCACACAGUACAUCACCAGCGUGGUCCGCAACAUACAGGACUCACUGCCACAGACUGACGGCCCCUCCUUCAGUGCGGAGCACAUCUCGGAGCUGAUUGGCUGUCUGAGGGAGAACAUCCGGUCACCUGACAGGAAGCACCUGACCAACAGCCUUCUGAAGCUGCGCGGCACACUGCUGGACGCUGCAGUACCGCUCAAUAGCCUGCAGGCGGUGCUCUUCAGCUUCCAGGACGCUGUGAAGAAGGUCCUGAGGCGUCAGCAGAUAAAGCCCCACUGGAUGUUUGCUCUGGACAACCUGCUGAGACACGCUGUGCAGGACGCCAUCACAGUGCUGCUACCUGAGCUAAAGCUGCAGCUGCAGUCCUCCUUUGAGGUGGACGAUCCCUCCGGAUCUCCGGACGUGGAGCCCCAGACCCCCACUAACCCGGUCGCCCCAGCCCAGCCAGAUGUGCCUGAGCCUGGGCUCCCAGCACAGGAAGAGGAGGGGGUUGGGGUGGGCGUGGAGGAGCAGCAGCAGCAGCAGCAUGAGCGCCCCCGUGUGGUGGAGCUGGGGGAGAGCACAGCCAGCUCGUCCCUCCUCCUGGAGCUGCAGUCCAACAGCUCGCCGCUGGCCAGAGAGUUCAUCCAGCUCCGGCUGGAGACACGCAGGCUGCUGAGCCAGUUGAAUGAGAAGGAGAGGGAGUACCAGGAGCUGCUGAGGGACUCAGUGCAGAGCAAACAGAAGCAGAUCGAUACCAUCAGAGACACAGCAGCAACGCCCUCAGAAAAGAGUCAUGACAACAUGGGAUUGGUGCGCUGGUUGAAGUGUGUUCCAGUGGACCAGGACACCAUUGAUACCCUUGUUGCUCACAAGUUCACGUUGGAUAAUGUUCUCCGCACCGCCACCAGAGACGAUCUGAAGUACUGCAACAUAAAGGGUGGCAUGCUGUGUCGUAUCUGGGCGGCCGUCUCCAAACACAGGCAGUCCCGCCUCAGCACCCACACGGAGGAGAGCGAGGACACCAUCCUGUGAGCCUGAUUGAUGCUCUCUGAGUCACAUCCACACAUACAUUCCUGCUGCCUUCAUGGAUCCAGUCAUGGAUCAUAGGGGAGUUUUACACCAUCAUCCUCAAUGUCAAGGAUUAUGAAUUACACCUCUCUGUGAGUCUUGAUCUAUGACUAAUGUCCGCACUCAUGCCUUCCUGGCUCUGUGGAUCAUAAUGGUUUCAUACCAUCCUAUGAGUCCGAGUCAUUUCCACACACGUUCCUGACUGAAAGCCAUUGGUCUAGCGCAGUGUUUCCCAACCAGGGGUACGUGUACCACUGGGGGUACGCGAGCACACCUCAGGGGGUACGCGGGAAAAUGUAAUAAUAACAAAUAUAUUGACUGUAGUCACAUUGGGAUAGAGCAACAGAGCAUGAGUGAGGGCGAGGGGGUACAUGUCAUAUGACAAAAUGGCUUAGGGGGUACACAGGACAAAAAAGGUUGGUAAACAAUGGUCUAGCGAAUGAUUAUGUCCUACCACACCAUCCUGUGAGACUCACAUCCACCCACAGAUUCUCCUUGUGGUUCCUGCCUUCAUCCCUCUGGCCAAGGAUGGCACAGUGGGUCUACACCAUUAUGUCAAGGUCACCUUAGCCGUGAGUCACCUUUGCAGGCUUUCCUGCCUUCACACCAUGGAUAGAGCCAAGGACCAUUUCGGUGCAUGUUUCAGUAAAUAUUGAAUUCAGCCCGUGACUACAUCCCAGAUUUUGACUUUUGCCCACUUUGAAUUUUAUUUUUUUACGCCCCUGUUUCACACCACUGUCUCAGUCACCUCAGAUCUCACCUGUGAGUCGCGUCAACAAACGUUCUUGCCGCCAUACAUUACCGUGGAUGUAGCCGAGGACCGUUGGAAAAGAUCAUUGGUCCUUCUGCAUGAUUACUGGCUGGUCCAGUAAGAUGGACGUGUAUAGUACGUCUGUCUUUCCUCGCCCCAACAUAAUAUCUCAUUCUAAGAGUCAUUUUUUUGUUAUUACUGACAACCUAUCUAAUGACUAGAUGGACUUUCAUCACUAUCAUGUUGUUACUGCUCAAAUCAUGUUUUGGAAGGCAUGAAAGGGUGUACCACCAUGUUCAAUAUUUGAACAACUUUUGGCCGGUCAGUUUUGGAUUCAACGGCGAUAUUUGUACAAACCGAAAAGACGUUGAGGAGGACAGUUGAUUCAUAUAUAGGAUUUAUAUUCUAUAUUUUUUAUUGGGGACAUUUGGAGAUAAUUAGCUUUUACUUUAUUGAGUAGUGUAGAGCCCUGGUGUAAAGUCUUAAUCCUGUCCUCAAUUACAAGGCCAAGUCAAGAUAAAACACUUGCAAUAUAAUGCAGUACCUCUUUUUAAUAUGCAAAAUGAUUCAGCAAUCUUGAGCUGUGGGGCAGCCGUGGUUAAAGAGUUGGGCUUUAGAUCAGGGGAGCAUUUCUCAAAACCAAAGUUCCUUACUACAUUAGCUACUUUGUUGUUUUCAAUGCAUUUUCCCAUUGGCAACUACCGAAGUUGCUAACAGGCUAACAACUUCUCUUUUGAGAAUUGCACCCCACGGUUGCAGGUUUGAAUCCCAUUGUAACCAAUAUCCUGUACUUCAAAUAACUAUGUUGCUUUGGAUUAAAGUGUCAGCUACUGUAAAUGUGAUGUAAUUUAAUGUAAUGCUGUUAAUAAUUUUUUGUGAUAGUAUAUGUACAUUGUUCAGAUUUUUACAUUUCUAUGUGAGUUAUUAGGGUAAAGAUGGGUACAAUGCUCUCAUGCUUCGUCUAUGUACAGUAUAUAAAAUAAACUCUAAUAAACAACUAACAGACGAAUCAAUGAUUCAGAAAGAAAUGCGUGCUGUAUUUCUGUAGCAGUUGCAGAAUUGGUGCAUUUCACAUAUUGUACCCAGACUAUUCAGAAGUGUGUUAUCUGCAAAAUGAUUUUUGUGAGUUCAUCAUACACAUCUGAAGAACAGGUGACGUCUGAAGAAGGGUGUUCACCCGAAUCGUUACGUAAAACUAAAAAAAGUGGUAGCCCAAAAAUCCUGAUUAAAGCGAACUUUUUCAUCUUUAUUUACAGGUGUACAAUGUAAUAUUUUUUUGUAGUUUAUUUCCAGAAUUCAUACUGCCCAUUCACAAAUGUUACCUUUUUCAUGAAUACUUACCACCACCACCACCAACCAUCUAAGUAUUCAAAAUCGCUCUAUUCAUGCAUGAA
Molecule: messenger RNA, 6383 nt
Organism: Engraulis encrasicolus (European anchovy)
Lineage: Eukaryota; Metazoa; Chordata; Actinopteri; Clupeiformes; Engraulidae
Product: mitogen-activated protein kinase kinase kinase 5
Exons: 28
Coding region: 180-4202 (1340 amino acids)
Biological process (GO): cellular response to stress; protein phosphorylation; MAPK cascade
Molecular function (GO): MAP kinase kinase kinase activity; ATP binding
Source: RefSeq, a predicted model, not a curated record